Messenger RNA from Podospora pseudopauciseta, 1692 nucleotides. RefSeq lists its product as uncharacterized. The record is from RefSeq and is a predicted model, not a curated record. Lineage: Eukaryota; Fungi; Ascomycota; Sordariomycetes; Sordariales; Podosporaceae. The coding region runs from base 1 to 1692 and encodes 563 amino acids. The transcript has 2 exons.
AUGGCAGCCGCUGCGGGAGCACCCAUGCCUCCCCCACCGCCUGGGCCGUUCAACUGGGACAAUCCAGACCUAGUCGCGUACUAUUCGGAUGAGGGGGAUGAUAAUGAUCAGGAGGUUUACGGGUCGGACUGGAUUGGCGAAGACGGUGACGGAGAGGGUAACGACGGACAGGGCGACAGCGGGGAGGGAGGCAACAGCGACGGUGGGAACGAAGAUGCUGCUGGUGAUCAGGGCAAUAACACCGCCCAGAAUGACGGCGCAACCGACGAUGAAUUCCAGCGUCCAGUCCCACUUGACUGGAAUACCUACGACUCGGAGGACGACGAGUGGGCGCAGCAGUUCAAGUGCAUAAUUUGUCCCAGGGACAAGCUGCCUUUCGCAAGAAGCAAUAAUUUGCGUAAGCACCAGCAGAAUAUUCACCUGAGACCCAAGCAGCGAACGAGCCAGUUUUGGGCCCAGCGCAAAGCCAAGCUGGUGGUACUCGAGCAGUCAAGUCCCGCCCUUGCGGCACCGUUGAAAGAGCAACGCACCAGGCGUAGACGGCAGAAACUAGCUCAGCGAGAACAGAACCACCAGAACUCUGUCGCUCCAGCUCCGAAUCAAGCCAGGUUUGCCCCUGUGAAACGCUCUUCUCGACUUGCCAACCCGAAGCUGAGCCAGCACCAGCGAAAUGCCGGUCAACGACCAAUCGUACCAGCCAACAUUAGCCAACGGGUGCAAACCCAUGCUAGACCUGGGCCAAUGACCCUUUUGAUGCGACAGCACGUUGGAAUGCAACAGACUGCGCAGUUGGAGAAUAUCCCACAGGCCAAUGCUGUUCAACCUGGCAACCUUGGGACAGGAAGCAUCACCCAGGGUCACCCGACCCCGUCAGUCCCCAUCUCUCGUUACCCUGCCGUUCCACUUGAUCAUAAUCAGGUCCAGGCUGGUGCUGGGAUUAUUGUGCCCAACUAUCUAGCGUCUGGAAACGCUGGAAUCUCAUCUCAGCCUCCCAUUCUUCGUUCUCACGGGCAAACUGGCAACCGCCACCACACGCCUCACCGCUCCGGACCAGCCCAAAGUAUUCAGCGCACUGAGGAUGUUCUGCUUAGUGAACAGAACCUGGCUGCUGUGAGAAACGGGCAUCUGCAGCAACGCCAGUAUGGCCGGCGCAGUGUGGACUACGGCUACAGCCAGGGCAAUGUUUCGGGUCAGAACACUGGUUACCUACAUGGCCCCAACACUGGCUAUGUCCAGAACACCGGCUAUUUCCACGACAAUGCCUAUGUCCAUAACACCGGUUACGUACCCAAUUCCGGUUAUGUCCCCAGCCACAGGUAUGGCCGGAGGGCCAGCUACGACCUAGACAAUAUCUACGACCUGAACUAUGCUCACGGUGAAGGCACCGGCUACGCCCGAAACAUAGGUUACAAUCAGGGUAAUGGGUACAGACUGGGCAAUAGUUACAGCCUGGAAAAUAGUUACGGCCUGAGCAACAGUCGAAGAACGGGGAAUGGUUACGGUCAGCGCGGCGCAUACGGCCUUGGUCAAGAUCAAGGCCAAUCCGCCAGACACACUCAGGUCCCUCAACCUGGUCAACGCCAAACCCUUGGCUACGAACUAACCAUCGACCCUCGUCUACUGAAAGAAUCUAGUCAAGCCACUCAGCAUGGUCCGAGUAACCAGAAUGGCGGUGACACGGCUAAUGACUAG